Malania oleifera is the source of this 781-nucleotide messenger RNA. Its product is annotated as BON1-associated protein 2-like. Lineage: Eukaryota; Viridiplantae; Streptophyta; Magnoliopsida; Santalales; Ximeniaceae. Bases 118 to 687 code for a protein of 189 amino acids. Gene Ontology annotation, biological process: defense response. The transcript has a single exon. The record is from RefSeq and is a predicted model, not a curated record.
CACGUACCUCUUUCUCUCUCUUUUCUUUCCAUCUUCCUUCUCGAAGCCCUAUAAAAAUAUUCCCAUGCAUCUUCCAACCCUUCAACAUUAAUUAAGCACUUCUUUAAUUUAAUCAACAUGGACUUCACUCCUCCGCCGAUGCCGCCGCCCUCGUCGUCGUCUUCGUCUUCGUCUUCGUCCUCUUUGCGUACUCUGGAAAUCACCGUGAUAUCCGGCGAGGGCCUGCGCCUCGGCAGCCGGAGAACGGCCAAGAACGCCUUCGUCACGAUCCAAACGGACCAUUACAACAGCCGGACGACGAGGGUCGAUACCGAAGGCGGCAGCCACCCCUCGUGGAACGAGAAACUGGUGGUGGAUUUGCCGGUUCACUCCCGGUUCGUGACCGUGGAGGUGCAGUGCAGGGCCGGGUCGGGCAGCCGAACAGUAGGGACGGCACAGAUUCCUGCAACAGACUUCGUUGGGGGAUACACGCCGGAGAACUACCUGCAUUUCUUGAGUUAUCGGUUGAGGGACCCCGCCGGGGUUCGAAAUGGGAUCAUUAAUAUUUCGGUGAGAGUGAAAGCGGGGCCGGAGGGUGGUGGCACAUCGUCGUGGCCGGAAUUAUCGCGGCCGUACAGGAUGGAGGGAAGCUUGGCGUGCGGGAAGGAUUCUGGGUGGGUGGUGACUGGAAUCCCGGUUUGGUAUUGAUCAUAUAUAUAUAUAUCCGAUGUAAAUUUCGCGGGUUGAUGAAUUUGAAACCUUCUGUAAAUAGCGUACUCAAAUUGAGGGAUUGAUUUAUUAA